AUGAACCGCGUCCCAGGAGUUUGUCAGGCGGACAUGGUAGUCUUCCCCCUCACGAUGAUCAAUCAAACGGACGGCUGUGAUACCAACUCAGUUCUUGAGUCCCGUGCAAUUCUAUUCAUCUGUCUUUCCUCUCGUGCUCAUGCUCCCCCUUCAUCCCAUGCCAUCCCUUUUCCCCUCUCCCCUCUUUCCCCUCCCUGCCUUUCCCUCCUUUUCAGACACGGGCGUAGCGAGCGAGGAGGAGUGGAACAAGACACGGGCAUAGCGAGCGAGGAGGAGUGGAACAUCAGCCUACAGAACGCGCCUCUUAAUGAGUCGGGCCUUAACGAGGAUGGAAGCUCGUGGUAUCGCGAGAGCGGGGAGGACGUGGGCGAGAACGGGUACCGGUGCCGGUGGAGCAUCAUGGGCGGGAGGAGUUCAGACGGGUCCGUGCAGUGGAAGGAAACGUGGUGGGAGAAGAGCGAUUGGACCGGAUACAAGGAGCUAG
This is a messenger RNA of Closterium sp. Naga37s-1, 484 nucleotides long. The record is from the annotation of a GenBank genome assembly. NCBI's taxonomy places the organism in Eukaryota, Viridiplantae, Streptophyta, Zygnematophyceae, Desmidiales, Closteriaceae.